CACACAAAAUAAAAUAAAAGCAGCAAUAUAAAAGUAAAAACAAACAUCCAAGCAAAACACAAGAGGAGAGAAAAAAACUCACUCAAAUACUAAACAUUCUCUAACAGCGCAACGACCACCACCAGCGAAAAUGAGUCAAUCGUGUCUGCCAGUCAAUGCCAAAAUGUCGAAGGCGAAGAAAGUGUUGGAUGAAGCGCGUGAAACGCAGAACCGUGAGCUCGAUUUGGUCGACAAGGGCAUUAGCUCCUUCGAGGAGCUGCCGGGAUUGUUCAACAUGUCCUACAUCACGCGCCUCACUCUGAGCCACAACAAGAUCACCAUGAUCAGCCCGGGUAUUGCCAACCUACUCAAUUUGGAAAUAUUGAAUUUAUCCAAUAACGGUUUGCGCGAGCUGCCCGUAUCGCUAUCGUCAAUGCCGAAAUUGCGCAUACUAAAUGUGUCGCUAAAUCGUUUGGACAGCCUGCCACGUGGUUUCGGCGCUUUCCCCGUGUUAGAGGUGUUGGACCUCUCCUACAACAAUCUCAAUGAAAAUGUUUUGCCGGGAAAUUUCUUUAUGAUCGAAACACUUCGCGCACUCUACUUGGGUGACAACGACUUCGAACACAUUCCCAAGGAGUUGGGCAAUUUGAAGAACCUGCAAAUACUCGGCUUGCGCGACAAUGAUCUGCUCGAUUUGCCGCGUGAAAUUGGCGAACUGACGCGUCUGCGCGAAUUGCAUAUUCAAAAUAAUCGGUUGCAGGUGCUGCCACCGGAAGUGGGUAAUCUGGAUUUGUUAGGCAGCAAAUCGGUGAUGAAGAUGGAGGAGAAUCCGUGGGUGGUGCCCAUACAGGAGCAAUAUCUGCUCGGUAUUAGUCACGUCAUCGAGUACAUAAAAACGGAAACAUACAAAAUUCUCUACAAUCGCCACAUAAAGAGCGAACGUGGCCCACCACCGCCAAAGGCCGAUAAGAGCAAGAAGGCGUCACGUGUACGCGCCUAAGCUGACUCAGUCGAAUUAUCGCUGCAUAAAUUUUGAGUUUGCCAGACCGUUGUGCCUUUGUGUGGAAAACAAAAUGAUUGAAACUAAUGUUUUUCAAGUGUAUUAACCAUAAAUGUUUUGUAAUUGUAUUUGCUGCCGGCACCAAUGUGCGUUCGCAUACAUACUGAUAUAAUUUUGUACUAAUAAUGUUAAGUAAAUGUUAAAUUAUUUCAAAACCUCCAAA
This is a messenger RNA of Bactrocera tryoni, 1202 nucleotides long. It is a transcript of the gene ics, whose product is annotated as ras suppressor protein 1. Gene Ontology annotation, molecular function: protein binding. The transcript has 3 exons. The record is from RefSeq and is a predicted model, not a curated record. Bases 131 to 979 code for a protein of 282 amino acids. Lineage: Eukaryota; Metazoa; Arthropoda; Insecta; Diptera; Tephritidae.